Messenger RNA from Pseudozyma flocculosa PF-1, 1635 nucleotides. RefSeq lists its product as uncharacterized. Bases 1 to 1635 code for a protein of 544 amino acids. Gene Ontology annotation, cellular component: transcription factor TFIIH holo complex; transcription factor TFIIH core complex. The record is from RefSeq and is a predicted model, not a curated record. NCBI's taxonomy places the organism in Eukaryota, Fungi, Basidiomycota, Ustilaginomycetes, Ustilaginales, Ustilaginaceae. Gene Ontology annotation, biological process: DNA-templated transcription; regulation of transcription by RNA polymerase II; nucleotide-excision repair. The transcript has a single exon. Gene Ontology annotation, molecular function: zinc ion binding.
AUGGCGCCGCCGAGACAGAAUGCCGCCGACGACGGCGACGCAGACUACGACCGAGAAGAGGAAGACUACCUCGACGACGACGACAGCGGCGACGAUUUCCGAUCCGCACCUGCCCUACCACGCCUCGGCGCCCGUGGACAAGGCGCUCUCGCUACCCGCAACAGCCUUCGCUCCAGCGCUGCCGGUGCUGCUUCCACGUCAAAGGCAGCCAAGGACGGUGGUGCACCGGGCAAGCCCAAGCCCAAGUCCAAGGCCAAGGACGCCGGCUACAGCUGGGAGGCCACCUACAAGCGCUCCUGGGACAAUGUCCACGAAGACGAGAGCGGCAGCCUCGAGAGCGCGGUGCGCCAGAUGAUCGAGAGCAACAAGCGCAAGCGCAUCACCCGCGACGUCGCCCCCGUCCAGCGCGGCAUCAUCCGCCACCUCGUCCUCCUCAUCGACCUCAGCUCCAGCAUGCUCGAAAAGGACCUCCGCCCCAACCGCUUCGACCUCACCCUCCAGUACGCCCGCGAGUUUGUCCAGGAGUACUUUGACCAGAACCCCAUCGGCCAGCUCAGCGUCAUUGCCACGCGCAACGGCAUCGCCGAGCGCGUCGCCAUGAUGGGCGGCAACACCGUCGACCACGUCGCCUCGCUCGGACAGCGGCGCAGGCUCGAGCCCAGCGGCGAGCCCUCGCUGCAGAAUGCCCUCGAGAUGGCGCGCUCCAGCCUGGCUCACCUGCCCGCCAGCAACUCGCGCGAGAUCCUCGCCAUCUUUGGCUCCCUCACCACCUGCGACCCGGGCAACAUCCACGACACCAUCCGCCAGCUCCAGCGCGACCACAUCCGCGUCUCGAUGGUCUCGCUCGCCGCAGAGGUCAAAAUCUACCGCGACGUCUGCACAAAGACAGGAGGCACCUUUAGCGUCGCCCUCAACGAGGGCCACUUUCGCGACUGCCUCUUUGAUCUCGUGCCCCCGCCCGCAGUCGAGGGUCCAGGCCGCGGGCGAGGCCGGGGCCCAGAGGGAAGCGACGGCGACGGCGACGCCGCGUCGCAGGGCAUCGACCUGCUGCAGAUGGCCUUUCCGCUGCGCCUGCCCGCCCACUCGGACCCUACGCUGUGCGCGUGCCACUCCAAGGUCAAGGGCGCCGGUUACCUGUGCCCGCGCUGCGGGUGCAAGGUGUGCGACGUGCCCACCGACUGCCCCGUGUGCGGCAUCACGAUUGUCAUGAGCACCCACCUCGCCCGCUCCUACCACCAUCUCUUCCCCGUCGGCAACUGGCUCGCCGUGCCCUGGGAGGCCGUCACGCCCGCGUCGAACCCGAACUGCUUUUCGUGCAACCUCCCCUUUCCCCCCAAGCCCGACCCGGCCCAGGCUCCAACCCACGCCAAUGGCCAUGCCAACGCCAGCGCCAGCGCCAGCGCCAGCGCCAACGCCAACGGCUCCACAGCAACAUCGUCGUCGUCGCAGGCUGCCGCUACGGUCGCCGCCAAAGCCAAGGCGCCCAACGGUGCGAGGGCCGUGGUGGGCGCCGUCGACGAGAGCGGUCUGGCGCCGUCGUCGAGGUACGCGUGCUCGAGGUGCAGGACCCACUUUUGCCUCGAGUGCGACGCCUUUGUGCACGAGCAGCUCCACGUCUGCCCCGGCUGCUGCUGA